Molecule: messenger RNA, 1353 nt
Organism: Haemonchus placei
Lineage: Eukaryota; Metazoa; Nematoda; Chromadorea; Rhabditida; Trichostrongylidae
Source: the annotation of a GenBank genome assembly
AUGGACGACUUCUUUUUGGAUCCAAUUUUCGACUCGUCAUCGGCAGCUCAAAUGAAUGGUCAAGUACAGCCGCCACAUCCUCCUCCUCAAAUCACUCCAGAGGAAAUGGCUGAAAUGGAUCGGCAAAAAGUGACACCUGCGUUGAUAAAGUAUGUCGAGGAUUUCAGAUUCCCCUACAUCAGCGAUGUCAGUAAUUAUGAGAAGCUUUUGAAAAUAGGACAAGGAACUUUUGGAGAAGUCUUCAAAGCUAGGUGUAAGAAAACCGGUAAAAUGGUGGCCCUCAAGAAGAUUCUUAUGGAGAACGAGAAAGAGGGUUUCCCUAUCACAGCAUUGCGGGAAGUGAAAAUGCUUCAACAACUCAAACAUGAGAAUAUUACUGAUCUUAUUGAAGUGUGCAGCAGUAAAGCUUCUGCACAUAACCGUGAUCGCUCAACAUUCUAUUUGGUAUUCGCGUUUUGUGAACAUGAUCUUGCUGGGUUACUAAGCAAUCACAAAAUCAAGAUAUCGUUGGUUCACAUUAAGACAAUGAUGAAGCACCUUUUCAAUGGUCUAUGGAAAAUUCAUCGCUCUAAGAUUUUGCAUCGAGAUAUGAAAGCUGCUAAUGUUUUGCUUUCACGGGACGGAAUCCUAAAGCUAGCCGAUUUCGGACUUGCUAGACCGUUUUACAUGGGUACGUUGCCUCAGAUAUUGAAAUAUCAGCUUUUGAUUUAUUUAUUUAUUUAUUUCUAUCACUCUUUUUUGAUGCGCUCAUUUUUAGGUCAUCCGCGUCAACUCUACACAAAUCGUGUCGUUACGCUAUGGUAUCGGCCUCCAGAAUUAUUGUUAGGAGAUAGACAAUACACGACGUCAAUAGACAUGUGGGGAGCCGGAUGUAUCAUGGCUGAAUUAUGGACUCGUUCACCGAUUAUGCAAGGGGAUACCGAACAAAAGCAACUCACCAUGAUUUGUAAUUUGUGCGGAUCAAUCGACAAGGAUUCUUGGGACAAGGUGAGCGAAUUGCCGUUGUUUGAUCGAAUGGAACUUCCUGCUGGUUUACCACGAAUACUUUCCCAACGUAUGAAAGUGUACAUAAAGGAUGAGCUCGCCGUAUGUUUGAUUGACGAGUUGCUAACGCUGGAUCCCAGCAAGAGAUUGGAAGCUGAAAAAGCCUUAGAUCAUAUGUUCUUCUACACGGCGCCUUACUCUAAAGAUGAUUUCAAGGACCUAAUGGAUACUGUGAAGACCUCUCAGUUCGAGUAUACUGCUGGAGGUGGAGCGCACGCUAAUAGGGGUAGAGCAGUUGGAGCUGGGCAACGUAUGCCGCAUCGUCCACAAGUUACUCAAACGGGUCAAUUCCACGAUAUGAUUUUUUAA